AACAGCCACCACCCAACAACUCAAUCCUGAAUAUAUAUAUAAAUUGCCACCAGCACCAACCACUCCUUCAUAAUAUUGUUACAUUUCUCUUCUUUCGUUCAAUUUUACAGAAGAAAUCAGGAUGGAGAGUGAAGAAUCGAGUCGACCCUCCUUAGGGUUUCCUUCUGGUUUAGCUCUUUUGUUGGUCAUUUUGUUUUUGAUGAGUGGGUUCUUCACUUGUUGCCUCCACUGGGACAAGAUAAGAUCCCUAUUCCGAAUUACUUCCUCUGAAGAAAACUCCCAUGCCCAACAAGAUAUUGAGCAUCUACCCCAGAAACCUACUCCUGCUCCCCAGGAAUCAAAGGAAAACAAAGCAGAGCCCCUGCCAGUUUUGAUGCCUGGGGAUCAAGUACCAAGGUUCAUAGCAAUGGCCUGUCCAUGUGAGCCUCCGUUACUAGAGAAGAUGAUCACCAUCAAAGUGCAGAAGCCACCCCCUGUACCAAUUCCUCUAUAUUUAUAAUUUAUGUCUUCUUUUUAUUCCAUCGAUAUACUUGUACAGUUCAUCUAUAUGUAUACAAGAUAGAUAUAGUUUCUUUUUAUUGGGUAAUGAGAAUAGUUUUUUUUUUUUUUUUC
Molecule: messenger RNA, 612 nt
Organism: Hevea brasiliensis (rubber tree)
Lineage: Eukaryota; Viridiplantae; Streptophyta; Magnoliopsida; Malpighiales; Euphorbiaceae
Exons: 2
Coding region: 122-499 (125 amino acids)
Source: RefSeq, a predicted model, not a curated record